Messenger RNA from Trichoderma reesei QM6a, 1028 nucleotides. RefSeq names its product ribosomal protein L17 (gene rpl17). The coding region runs from base 42 to 605 and encodes 187 amino acids. Gene Ontology annotation, cellular component: ribosome; cytosolic large ribosomal subunit. The record is from RefSeq and is a predicted model, not a curated record. Lineage: Eukaryota; Fungi; Ascomycota; Sordariomycetes; Hypocreales; Hypocreaceae. The transcript has 4 exons. Gene Ontology annotation, biological process: cytoplasmic translation. Gene Ontology annotation, molecular function: structural constituent of ribosome.
CCCACGUCGUCGAAUCAGUCACCACCACAGAAGCCGUCGAGAUGGUCCGAUACGCCGCCCAAGAGAUUCAGCCCGCGAAAUCGGCCCGCGCCCGCGGUGCCUACCUCCGAGUUUCUUUUAAGAACACCCGCGAGACCGCCCAGGCCAUCAACGGCUGGAAGCUGCAGCGAGCUGUCCAGUUCCUCGAGAACGUCAAGGAGCACAAGGAGGCCGUCCCCAUGCGACGAUAUGCCGGUGGCACUGGCCGCACCGCCCAAGGCAAGCAGUUCGGCGUCACCCGCGCUCGCUGGCCCGUCAAGUCCGCCGAGUUCCUCCUCGGUCUCCUGAAGAACGCUGAGGCCAACGCCGAUGCCAAGGGCCUCGACACCGGUGCCCUCAUCGUCAAGCACAUCCAGGUCAACCAGGCCCCCAAGCAGCGAAGACGGACGUACCGUGCCCACGGUCGUAUCAACCCUUACAUGUCCAACCCCUGCCACAUCGAGCUCAUCCUGACCGAGGGUGAGGAGGUCGUCCAGAAGUCCGAGGAGGUUGCCGGCCGCGAGCAGCUCCGCCUGACCGCCCGCCAGCGCGCCGUCCGCGCCCGCAAGGCCAUCACCGCCGCGUAAAUUUCUUAAAUACCAAGGGAAAUGGUGAAACGGGCGUGUGUUUGUGCUUGGUGUGUGCGGGAAUAGAGAUGGUGCAGCAGCGGUUCUUUAUCUUUCUCCUUGGAACACUCUUGAGCAAAAACCGAGCUCGAGAGUUGUCUCCUUGGCAAAGGAAUAUGAAAGAAACGGACAAGAGGGUGAGGAUACAAGGGCGAGCAUGAAUAGAGAAAACAGUUCCCCCUGUUUUUCUUGUCUCCCUCUUUUUUUUGUUGUGUUGAUGAGAGGCAGGCAAAAAAAGGGAAAUCAUAUUUUCGUGGCUUUUUCAUCUCCUGGUGUAUGGCAGGCUACGGGGAAUGGAGGGUGUCCGUUGCAUGGCAAUCUUUUUCUAAAGGGAAUCCAAAAAACUUGCAAUGCAUAAAACCCAAUGAAAUGAAAUUCAAAAAC